AUCUGGCAUCCCUGAUCUGGCCCUUCAUUCGGCUGUCAAAGUUGAAGGUGAAUAAAACAGCAGCCAUCAUCCACAGCGCUGUAACUAAACUAACAGUUUUGGCUGCUGUUCUAGUUGAAAUUCUUCUAGUGUUUUACGCCCCAAAACAAGAUGGAUGCAAUGAGCUUGAGUUUGGACGAGAUCAUUAAAAAGAAAUCUGUUUGGAAGCGUUCAAAACAACAGGGAUCACCGGCGAAGGCUCAAAAGGCUGGAAAAUCCAGUAAACCCGGAGUACGAGCAGUGGAGACGGCUCGUUCUCAACCGAUUAAAAGAUUUCAAGGUAAUGCAAACGGUAGAAAAAAGAAUGCAGCUUCCGUUAGCGAUAAACCGCGACCAGGAAUUGGGAAGCCGAAGCUGGUUGUUGAUGCACGAAUGAAGAUCAUCCAGAAGAAGCGUGCGCAAAUUAGAGAUGCUCGGGAUAAAUUAGUCGAGAUCGCCAGGAAUAGUGGAGAUGCCAGGUUGAGAUUACUGAAACGCAAGGGCAAAGUGUCCACCGCGAAUGGAUCGCCCAAGAAAGAACCCAAAACUGGAGGGAGACUGUAUCGUGAUAGUAUGGAUGUUGAUUAUGACAUGGAAGUGGACAUUCGUCGUCCAAUCGGGCCGCUUAAACGAACCGUUCGCAACGAAAUGUUUACUGUGCCCAGCACAAUGCCUCCUUUGCCAACCUUCAGUAGGAAUGUCCGUAACUCGCCUCCUGCACAAUCAUCUUCAGCGUCAUGGGGCAGUGAUCCGUUCGAUUGUUACGAAGUGCAUACAAGUCGUCCUGUUAUUCAGAAAGCACCUCCACCAGCGCCGCUUCCCCACUACGACGACUUACCUCCUAGACGCGGGAUGGCACGAACGAGAUCCCCUCCUCCACCUCAUCCCAUGUAUGCAGAGGAUAGGCCCCAUCUUUCGUCCACAAUGCGAGCUCGAUUGGAACGGGCGCCCAAUCCCGGUGAAUCGAUGGGAAUUUUCUCGAAAAUGACUUCCGAUGAACAUAUGAGUAGUAGCAGCAGACACCAUCACCAUCAACAUCAACAGCCACUUUCUCCUUCGCCAUCGCCACCGAUCACCGGCUACAGAAUCGUUGUUAGUAAUUUACACUCCAGUGUAACACAGAACGACAUUAAGGAGCUUUUUGAAGACAUUGGCGAUCUGCUCGAGUCACGUCUGGUACGUCCAGGAGUAGCGGAGGUAAUUUAUCGAACUCUGAAAGAUGCCGAAGAGGCCGUUGAUACGUACCACAACAGACAGCUUGACGGCCAACCGAUGAAAUGUUUGCUUGUGAAGCCACGGGCAUCGAAUAAACCCACAGCGCCGGCCAUCGUGUACUCGAGCUCUUCAAGAACUUUGAAACCCUCUUCACUCACAUCAUCGUCGUCGUCGAAGAAGUCACACGUUGAGAUAGAUAUCGAUGCUUUGCAUACUGUGCUUUUCAGAAGAGAUCACUAGGAAAAUACGUCCUUACAUACGUUUAGAAAUUUCAUCCUUCUCACAAAUGUACACACAAACACACUAACAGAAGCAAGAUCGCCAAAUAAAUUUUAUUGGAUAUAAAAUUCUUUCCCGGGCAAUUCCGAAGUGUUCCAAACAUUUGAUCCCCACACUUAUCCUCAAUCACACAAACAGAGCUCGAGCUAUAAAUAAUGUAACAAUAUUAGGUUCACAAGAUACACUCUAUCGAUGGAAUAUACGCAGAUAUUCUUCGAUUUUUGAUGAUGGAAAUAAUACACACUUAAUGUAACGUGAAUAAGUUAGUCACAGCUACAAUAGGUCAUUCUCAAUCUAAGUGAAACAGAUCGAACAAAUAGUAAUAAAUGUUAAGAAUGAA
This is a messenger RNA of Toxorhynchites rutilus septentrionalis, 1852 nucleotides long. Its product is annotated as polymerase delta-interacting protein 3-like. Gene Ontology annotation, cellular component: nucleus. The coding region runs from base 151 to 1473 and encodes 440 amino acids. The record is from RefSeq and is a predicted model, not a curated record. NCBI's taxonomy places the organism in Eukaryota, Metazoa, Arthropoda, Insecta, Diptera, Culicidae. Gene Ontology annotation, molecular function: mRNA binding. The transcript is spliced from 5 exons. Gene Ontology annotation, biological process: mRNA export from nucleus.